Molecule: messenger RNA, 1160 nt
Organism: Phytophthora nicotianae INRA-310
Lineage: Eukaryota; Oomycota; Peronosporomycetes; Peronosporales; Peronosporaceae
Product: iojap-like ribosome-associated protein
Exons: 1
Coding region: 84-1031 (315 amino acids)
Biological process (GO): negative regulation of ribosome biogenesis; negative regulation of translation
Molecular function (GO): ribosomal large subunit binding
Source: RefSeq, a predicted model, not a curated record
CUCAUCUAAAUUUGUAAUUUCCACUAUCUCCUUACAUUCUUUAAGUGACUGCACCGUGCGUCCUCACCAAGCAAAUUGACACAAUGCGGUCGCACCUCGUCCGCUGCGCUCUUCGCGUUGCAACAGCGUCCACGCCGCGCGUUCUGGCCACACACUCUCGUCUGCACGUUAUCAAACCCGUUGCCUCUUGUCUGGGUCCGCUUCAAAGUGUCUCAAUCCGUGCGUUCUCGCAGUCUCGCGACGACAAUGACACCGACGCGGCUGAGACGGAGGCCUCUCAAUACUUGGGCGUCGUGUACGACGCCACCAAGGUGAAGAAAUACAGCGCCGAGCUCGAGAUCGAAGGCCACAUCAUCAGUGGCGGCGAUUACUGGACAGCACUGGACGCUGCCAAAGCCUACGACGAGCUAGUGACGCUGUACUGCGACUUGGACGAGCCUCGCAACUUUUCCGAGGGCGACACGACCGAAAAUAGUCCAGAAAACGUCGAUGAAAUGGAAUGGGAGGCCCCUGAGGCCGGCAAUCGCCACGCAGAUAUCAUCCCAGCCAUUCCUCAGACCUAUUUGACGAUCGACGAGGUGCAACAGGCUCUGGAACGCGAGAAAGCGAUCGACGUGUACACUGUCGACCUGGCUGGGAAGAGCAGCCUGGCCGACUUUAUGGUGUUCGCCACUGGGCGAUCGCAGGCGCACAUGCGACGCAUGGCCGACCUGUUGAUCAAGUCCAUGAAAGCGCGAGAGCUCGUGGACGACUUCGACUACGCAGUGGAAGGACGAGACUGCGACGACUGGAUGAUCGCAGACUGCAACAACAUUGUGGUGCACUUGAUGCGAGCCGAUACGCGUCGGAUCUUGAAUCUGGAAGACCACUGGGAAAACAUGGUGGACGACAAGCACAGUGUGUAUGGAGACAUGAGCGAGGACGAAUACAUGGACAAGUUCGGCACCAGCGAACUCAUGGAAUACCUGGAGGACGAAGACCAUCAGCAUGGGGACGAAGACGGAGAAGGAUCAGGCAUUGAGUGGAAGUAAGAACAGAGUCGAUAAACUGUUGCAGUCAUUAAACAUGACAGCUUUUUAGGACCGUCAAAGUUAUACACUUUUUUUUAAGGAAAAUGUUUUUAUCCAUUACUGGUUUCAAUAAAUACCCCUGCUGUCUCC